Molecule: messenger RNA, 423 nt
Organism: Leptosia nina
Lineage: Eukaryota; Metazoa; Arthropoda; Insecta; Lepidoptera; Pieridae
Source: the annotation of a GenBank genome assembly
AUGUCGCUUACGGUGUAUUUGAAACGUUUUAAAAUCAUAAAAUCCAAAGCCGAGAGGGUCGUGACGCUGGAGUUCAGAGGUGAAAGAAAGACCUCUGCCUCCAUAUUGGACCCAGAUGAGCUUAUCACAGUGAAUCAGACAUUCGUAUGGCACUUUUCAACGCCAGUGGACAAGGGUGAAUUACUCACAAUUACUCUACUCGAGAAACAGCGCUUCGUCGCUCCCCGGACUAUAGGAAAAUACCGACUAGGACUUCACAUGGUCGUGGUGGAUGGCAUGAUACCCAUCACUGACUCACUGGUAGACGAUGAGAAUCAUGGCGUACCGGGUAAUGGUUGCGUGUUAAAUUUUAAAAUAGCUUUAAAAUAUCACAUUAAUGCUUAUGAUUAUGAACUGGAUUAUUUAAAUCUAUUCCGCGAAUAG